Pelobates fuscus (common spadefoot toad) is the source of this 3715-nucleotide messenger RNA. RefSeq names its product adenylosuccinate synthetase isozyme 2. Gene Ontology annotation, biological process: 'de novo' AMP biosynthetic process; IMP metabolic process. The transcript is spliced from 13 exons. Lineage: Eukaryota; Metazoa; Chordata; Amphibia; Anura; Pelobatidae. The record is from RefSeq and is a predicted model, not a curated record. Gene Ontology annotation, cellular component: cytoplasm. The coding region runs from base 149 to 1510 and encodes 453 amino acids. Gene Ontology annotation, molecular function: GTP binding; adenylosuccinate synthase activity.
CACAUACCAGUGAGACUCGAAGCGGGAAGGAGGAGUAUCGAGCACUCCACGCGUGCCGUGUUGUGAUGUGCUAGGUUACUGGAAGCUAUAGGAAGUCCAGGUUUCCGUCGCCAUCCUGUCCACGCCAGCCGUGAUACCGAGAGCCACCAUGUCUCUGACAAACGUGUCGCCAGCAAUGAGCAACGGGGAGAGCGCGCAGCCCGCAGCCACCGCUCCCGGCAACAAAGUGACCGUGGUGCUCGGCGCCCAGUGGGGGGAUGAGGGGAAGGGGAAGGUGGUGGAUAUGUUGGCUCAGGAUGCAGACAUCGUGUGCCGCUGCCAGGGAGGUAACAAUGCUGGUCAUACGGUUGUUGUUGAUUCUAUUGAAUAUGAUUUUCACCUUUUACCAAGUGGGAUCAUAAAUCCAAACGUGACUGCGUUCAUAGGAAACGGUGUUGUGAUUCAUCUACCCGGCUUAUUUGAAGAAGCUGAGAAGAACUGUAAAAAGGGGCAAAGUUUAUCUGGCUGGGAGAAAAGAUUAGCCAUUUCUGACAGGGCACACAUUGUGUUUGACUUCCACCAAGCUGCUGAUGGGAUUCAAGAGCAGCAGAGGCAAGAACAAGCAGGGAAAAAUUUGGGUACUACAAAAAAGGGUAUCGGUCCAGUGUACUCUUCAAAAGCUGCUCGAAGUGGUCUACGAAUGUGUGACCUUGUGUCCGACUUUAAUGAAUUCUCUCAAAGGUUUACAGUGUUGGCUAACCAGUAUAAAGCCAUGUACCCUUCAUUGGAAAUUGAUAUUGAGGGUGAAUUAAACCGGCUUAAGGACUAUGCUGAUAAAGUUAAACCUAUGGUGAAGGAUGGGGUUUAUUUUAUUUACGAGGCGCUCCAUGGUCCACCAAAGAAAAUCUUAGUUGAAGGAGCAAACGCAGCACUGUUGGAUAUAGAUUUUGGAACAUAUCCUUUUGUAACUUCUUCCAAUUGUACUGUUGGAGGAGUCUGUACAGGUCUUGGUAUUCCACCCCUGAGCAUUGGGGAAGUGUAUGGUGUUGUCAAAGCAUACACAACAAGAGUUGGAAUUGGCGCCUUUCCUACUGAACAAAAUAAUGACAUUGGAGAUCUUUUGCAAUCACGUGGCCAUGAAUUUGGUGUUACCACAGGAAGGAGAAGGAGGUGUGGAUGGCUGGAUCUAGCUCUGCUUCGAUAUGCUCAUAUGAUAAAUGGGUUUACUGCGUUGGCUCUUACCAAACUUGAUAUUUUGGAUGUAUUUCCUGAAAUCAAAGUCGGUGUUUCCUACAAAGUAGAUGGAAAGACCAUACCCUAUUUUCCAGCAAAUCAAGAAGUUUUGAACAGAGUGGAGGUUGAAUACAAAACACUUCCUGGGUGGAAUACAGAUACAUCUAAUGCAAGAACAUUUGAAGAAUUGCCUGAAAAUGCAAAGAAGUAUGUUCAGUUUAUAGAAGAAGUGCUUGGUGUUUCUAUAAAAUGGAUUGGGGUUGGAAAAUCCAGAGAGUCGAUGAUCCAGCGGUUUUAAGUAAAUGCUGAUGUAAACACCAAAGUGAUUCCACUCCCUCAGGAAGUGGACAUUGUGUAUUACUGUUCCUUGGUUGAUUUAAUUUUUUUUUGCCCAGUAACGAUGGCAUCCUCUGGAGAAAACAGAUGACUAAAAAAAGCAAUUUUUUUUCUUUCUUCUUCACCCAUACACGAACAUCUUCUGCAGACUGUACUGAAAAUUUUUGAUUAAAUGUAGUGUCUAACUUUAAGCAUGUGUAUUUCAAGUAUGCAUAUAGGUAUGUGUAUGUGUAUGUGUAUAUAUCUCCUAGUAUAUACACAUGCAAACAUGUAUUUUUUUUUCUUAAACCAAUCUAAAUGUCACUCCUAAAACUUUCUUAUGUAAAUGACAAAUGGUGUUCAAAUGUUUUUAGUGCCUCACAAAACUCCACUUGCACUUUUUCUGUUUUCUCUUGUAACCAAAAUGGUUUAUCAAUGGUUUUUGUUUUUUUAAUAUUGCAAUACACAUCUGUUAUUUAAACUCCUGCUAUGAGCUUUAUGUGGGAAGACUAGAGAAUAUAAACAUUUGAAAUGUAUAUACAUAAAAAUAGGCAAAUUAUCCCCCCAACCCCCCAAUAUCUGUGUGCUUUAUUUACUAAAUACAGAAAUUGUAGUGAAUUAAAGUAGAGCAAAGCUGGAGAUUUACACCCAAAUUGAAUAGAAACCGUUUAAUUUAAAAUAACCAGUUUUAAGUUCACCACAAUUAGUUUACUGAAUAAACUAAUGUCUUUUUUACCCGGUAUUAACUUUACUGCACACCAUGUAAAUACCAAAUUUGCAAAUACAUACAUAAAGUCUCAAUUGGGGCUGAGAUCAUUACUUUGAUCUGACAGCAAAUAUAUACACAGGAGAAAUAAAGGAAAGUCAUUAUAUACAUCAUGAUUUGGUAGACCAGUAGAGCCACUUAAGUUUGUAGUUUCUAUAAUGUGAUUUAGUCUUUCAUUGACUUCUCAGAAUUCUUCCUAUUUUAGCUGAUGUUUUCUUAGAAGUUCAUUGAUUGUUGAUUCAUCUGUGCAUACUGGACUAACAAAAAACUUGAAUGUUAUUUUGCAUUAUUUGUAACUUUUACGGACUCUUUUUCUUUUCUGCUCAAAAGUAGGACUUUUUUAUUUUUUUAACAAGGGAAAUUGUAUUUUAAAGCAGCUCUGUCACUUUUUAUUUUCUCCCUGCACUGCAUCUUUAUAAGCCUCACAGUAUGGUCCAUAUGUACCUUCUUUUUUUUUUGUUCUUGAAUUUUACAGUCCUGUAUUCACGGCACCACUAUUUUAGAACUUCCUGUGGCGAGCAUUGAAACUCCUCUUCUGUCUUUCCUUGAAGUCACUGGUGAUGCAAUGGUCAUGUGGGGUCUGAAAUACUGCCCCAUACCAUGUACGGUAAUGUUUGGCGCUCAGAGAGGCGUUUGACAUCACCAGACAAAUUAGUCACCAGGAUAUCAUGAGAUGACGUAGGGAGGAGGGAGUUGACAAUUGACAACCAAUGACAAACUUGACAAAGGAAAUUGAGCUGGACUGAACUUUUUGUCAACUUGCUGAUUUAUACUGAAGCAAAAGUAGUCCCUACUUUUCCCUCUAUAUAACUUUAUUUUUGUUUUUUUAACAAAAUAUUUUUUCAACAUACAAAAAAAGAGCUGCAAUUGUGAAAAAAAUAACUAUUAGGCAAAAGUGAAAAGUGACAGAACUGCUUUAAAAGAAUUUCUCCGUUCAAUUAUAUCAUAAUGGCAAGUGUUCUUAUAUCGGGAUAACACGAAAGCUUUCACACCACAAGGAUUGACUGCUUGUAUAAGCAACAUUUCUGUAUUUUUUUUUUUUGUAUUUGUUUUUGUAACUAUUCCAGCAUAAAACCAUUGUCCUCUAGAAUAGAUUUUGUAUUUAUGUUUAAACUCUACAAAACUAACCUUUACCAGUGGUAUGACAGAAUUGGUCAAGGGUCUAAAUUUUGCAAAGUGUACCUUCACCUGUACAAUAUAAAUGUAUCCAUACAUGCAAAAUGUAUUUUAAUGAAUUCAUUCAAAGACUGGUCUGGAAAUGUAAUUUUGAUAUUUUUAAUCUAUAAAUUAUACUUCCGAAGUUCUGCUUAGUUAUAAACAGUACAUUAACUAAUGUUGUACUGUGUUUAGGUUUGCCAUCGUUUUCAUUAAAUUCUAUUUUUAUGACUUGAAUUGUGAGAAUAAACUUAAUUGUGGCUAUCA